AAAUUAUCCAAAAUAAAAAAUCCAAAAACGUUGAAAACACACACACACACACACAAUACUAAAUCCAAAACCAAACCAAACUCUUUGUGAUGGUUGUACCCAAACCCUUUUCGGCUAUAUAAUUAUAAACAUAAUAUCAAAUACACAUAUAGAGUAUAUAGAUACAUACGUGCGAUAGCGUUAGCUGCAUUACGAUCCAAGUCCAAGCAAAUCAACCGGGAGCUAAGCCGUACUACAGACUAACUAAAGUUAAAGCCACUGCUCCACGUUUCUCAGCUUAGCUAACGCCACUGAUCAAAAAAGUAAAAGUAAACAGAAGAUUUUGUCCAAUAGCCAAACUAGCUGCAAAAUCAAACAGUCGAUCAAUCGAUCAAGCGAAUCGCCAGCGCCUCAGUCAAACAAAUGGCAACGAGCCUGUUUUCUUUCUAAGUACAUUUGGCCAAAAUUGAUACAAAUUUAAUUUCGUUUCGAAUCGGACAUUUUGCGGCCAUAACAACAACAACAAUAAAGUUUUGCGUUCGCGAAAACGCCAAAAUCCUGCUAAUCCUUUAAAACGUAAACGAAAACGAAAAGUGUGCCCAACAAAACGCAAGAAACCAAAUAAGCGAAAGUUCAACAAAGCAAACAAAACGCAACGCGCAACAACAACAAAUUCAAAGUUUAAACAUUUCGUUAAUAAUCAUUGAAGCCCAAAGCUUAAUACUGAACGACGAGAUGGCUUCCGAACUGGAUCAAUUCGCCGAUUUGGAAUUAUCAAAAGAGGAUCGUGAGCAAAUCUUCGAUCCGCCAUUGGAUCGGCAGCAAUUGGAAGGUGCUGGCACCUCAAGUGUUACAACAUCAAAAAUCUUAAUAAGCGGCAUACCGCUGCAAACACGUUUCGAAGACAUCGAACCGCUCCUGAAGCCCUAUGGCAUCGUCAAACAAUGUGAGGCUAUUUCUAGUAAGGAUCAAAACUCUCAGACAGUACAUAUAACAUUCGAAAAUACUGAGCAGGCGCAAAGAGCUGCUAGUGGUCUGAACGGUGUCGAGUUUGAGGGCAGUAAACUGCACGCAGAGCAACUGGAUAAGAAUCAGCGGCGCAGCCAACGGAAUCAGCGCAAUCCGUAUCCGGGCAUGCCGGGUCCCGGACGCCAGGCGGACUUUCCGCUGCGCAUUUUGGUGCAAAGCGAGAUGGUGGGCGCCAUCAUUGGACGCCAAGGCAGCACCAUUCGCACCAUUACACAACAGAGUCGGGCGCGCGUUGAUGUCCAUCGCAAGGAGAAUGUUGGCUCGGUGGAGAAAUCCAUAACGAUUUAUGGCAAUCCGGAGAACUGCACCAAUGCAUGCAAACGCAUAUUGGAGGUUAUGCAACAGGAAGCGCUAUCCACGAAUAAGGGCGAGAUCUGCUUGAAGAUUCUUGCCCACAACAAUCUAAUUGGCCGCAUUAUUGGCAAGAGCGGCAACACGAUUAAACGCAUUAUGCAGGAUACGGACACGAAGAUUACUGUUAGUUCGAUCAACGACAUCAAUAGCUUCAAUCUGGAACGCAUCAUCACUGUCAAGGGCUUGAUUGAGAAUAUGUCGCGUGCCGAGAAUCAGAUCAGCACCAAGCUGCGCCAGAGCUACGAGAACGAUCUGCAGGCGAUGGCGCCGCAGAGUCUCAUGUUCCCCGGUCUACAUCCCAUGGCAAUGAUGUCGACACCGGGCAACGGCAUGGUCUUUAACACGAGCAUGCCGUUCCCCUCGUGUCAAAGCUUUGCCAUGUCCAAGACACCGGCCAGCGUGGUGCCGCCGGCCUUCCCCAACGAUAUGCAGGAGACGACAUAUCUAUUCAUACCGAAUAACGCUGUUGGCGCCAUCAUCGGCACCAAGGGCUCUCACAUCCGCAGCAUCAUGCGCUUCUCGAGCGCAUCCCUCAAAAUUGCGCCCCUCGACGCCGACAAGCCGCUGGACCAACAAACGGAGCGCAAGGUCACGAUUGUUGGCACACCGGAGGGUCAGUGGAAGGCGCAGUAUAUGAUAUUUGAAAAGAUGCGCGAGGAGGGCUUCAUGUGUGGCACCGAUGAUGUUCGUCUCACUGUCGAACUGCUAGUUGCAAGCUCUCAGGUUGGACGCAUAAUUGGCAAGGGCGGACAGAAUGUGCGUGAGCUGCAACGUGUUACAGGUAGCGUCAUUAAGCUGCCAGAGCAUGCGCUGGCGCCACCUUCUGGCGGCGAUGAGGAGACACCUGUGCACAUCAUCGGCCCAUUCUAUAGUGUACAGUCCGCACAGCGCCGAAUACGCGCCAUGAUGCUAUCGACGAAUCCGCCACCAGUGACCAAAAAACAAAAAGCUGCCAAAGAACAACAAUUACAACAGCAACAACAGAACCUAGCCAUCGCCGCGCCAAGUGGGACUCAGCAACAACAACAACAGCAGCAGCAGCAGCAGCAAUUGUCGCCGACGCAGCAGCAGCAGCCGCUGCCGCCGCAAUCGCAUCACCAAUCACCGGUAGCGUCGUCUACGGCGCCACCUGCACAUCAUCAGCAGCAGCAGGCGUCGUCGACAGCGUCCUCCCAUCAAUUGCAGCAGCAGCAGCCGUCGCCGCCUCCCGGCAAUGCCGCUCCGGCCGCCAAUCAGCAGCAGCAGCAGCUGGCGAGCUCACAGCAGUAAACAUUUGCUGCAGCUCUGGAGCGUAUUUGGGGAUGGAGGGAGGGGCAUGAAACACCACAAACAAACAACAGCAAGAACAACAACAAAAAUAUCAAUAGAUAGCCCCACACUCACGAUAAGGAUGCGUUAGGACUUCAAUACAAUCGAACCACUUUGACUACUUGGAGUUGGAGGAGAGCCCCUAAGAGAGCGCGGGCAACCACAGCCAAGAGAAGUAAUAGCAGUAACAUAAACAGGAUAAUCAACAAGGAGCUCACUCUCUCUCUCUCUCUCUAUCUCUCCCGUAUAACAGUUGCAAAUGCCGUUAAGGUCGUAUAUAACUUUUGAAAUUCAUGCGAGAUAAAUACUGUAAACCGUAAAAUAAAAAAAAACAAUCAAACAAAAACGAAACUAAACACAAAGGCCUAUAACGGUAACUGUUCAACUGCAUUGUAAUUGCAACAACAACAUCAACAUCAGCAGCAGCAGCAGCAGCAGCAGCAGCAACAUCAGCAGCAGCAGCAGCAGCAAUUAUCAUAACAAAAACACUAAAAAUUCUACUAAAACAGCGCCCCCCUCCCCUGCAGCCAAUAAAUACACAAAGAAAACAAAAGAGAAAAUUAACAUUAACAACAACAAACAAAAACAAAAGAAAUUUAAGUUUACAAAGUGAAAAGAGAAGUGUUGUUGCAGCGCAAAAACAACCACAAGAAAACAAAAAAACAAAAACAAACCUAAACACAA
Drosophila busckii is the source of this 3354-nucleotide messenger RNA. RefSeq names its product insulin-like growth factor 2 mRNA-binding protein 1 (gene Imp). The coding region runs from base 715 to 2631 and encodes 638 amino acids. The record is from RefSeq and is a predicted model, not a curated record. The transcript is spliced from 8 exons. Gene Ontology annotation, cellular component: cytoplasm; nucleus; cytosol. NCBI's taxonomy places the organism in Eukaryota, Metazoa, Arthropoda, Insecta, Diptera, Drosophilidae. Gene Ontology annotation, molecular function: mRNA 3'-UTR binding. Gene Ontology annotation, biological process: regulation of gene expression; nervous system development.